UAAACAUGCCCACGUGAUUUGGUACAACAUGGCGGCAUGUGGCUGGCGAAUUUGGCCCAACAGGAGUCAGGUAUUCGAAGACUUAGAUCGUUUACACUGCCGGUAAUUUGUGAUUGCAAGCCAUUUUUCACUCUUCUUGAAUUCCACUUUCACGUUCAGGAAAUCUGGGUACUUGCUUUGAGACGGAGUUCAGCAGAUCUCGCACGUCCUUGGGUUAGAUCCCAACGUAGAAUUAGUUGUUUAUGAUUUCCAAUUUACGUUAUUUUCCGUAUGAAGACGAAGGUUUCAGCUGAUACCAGUGUAGAAGGAGUGCCUUCGAAAACAACUACUGCUACCACGAUUUCAAACACUGCACAAUCGAGCGUCUGGUCAAUAUGUGACAUAUCAACUGACCCACACGUCGAGCUACGAGACAUAACACCGUCAAUUAGUCCAGUGUUUACCGACGAUCAAGUGCACGAACUGACUCAAAAUCCUGCCGAAGUCGAUGUGUUGAGCGAGCAUUUUCUCCCGCAUGAUACUUUCAAACGAAUCGACGAAGUUCUGAGCUCGAGCGGCGAAACGAACCUUCUUUACACUGAUCCAGAGCUUAGUGACUCAUUGAAACAAAACCACGAUGUUCUUUUAACAGGCGAACUUGGUUUCCAUGGAACCAUGUUCCCAUCGUUUGAUUCAAUAGUCGAAGCGGAUAGGAUACUGAACAAACGAGACGAGUCAUCUCCAGUAAACAGUGCUGAAGAAAAUGUUUCACAGGCUGGUGGUUCUGAUAACGUUAAUUGGUCUAAGGACCGUGCAGAAUUAAAUAAAACCACAGGGAAUCCAGGAGAUGAGAAGCAGGAGGAUGACAACAAAGGUGUGAGGCGUUCUCCUCGAAAGCGUGUUCAGGUUAAAAAGGAUUCAGAUGCACAAAAAACAAGCAACCUAGCUGGAAAAACCAUCUCAAGAGGCAAAGAUAUAUCAAAGCUAAAAUAUGCAAAACAGCCUGAAGGAGAAGAAAAGAAAGAAGUACGCAGAAGUGGCAGGGCACAGAAAAAAGUGGAAAAGGAUGACAGUGAUGCUGACAAAAAAGGGAAAGAUAAAGUUGUAAAUAACAAAAAGAGAAAUGCAAAGGAAGAUGCAAAGGCACAAAAAGCAUCUUCACAGCCAGAAGACUCUUCUAAAAAUGUGCGAAGGUCACCCAGGAAUCAAAGCAAGGCUUUUGUGGAGGCAAUGAAGAAAACAAACAAAAAAGCUCCAAGAAAACAUCAGGAAACAAACCCUGAAGAUUCAGAUGGUAAUAAAGAAGAGAGCAAUGAUAAAGAAAGCAAAUCUGAUGAAACUAGAUCAAACACAAAGAGAAGAAAUAGGAAAACAGAAAUUUCUGAAGAGGCGAAAAGUGGACCAGAGGAAAAAACAGUUAUAAGAAAAAGUGGAAGGGUGACUAGAAAUAGAGGAAAACAAACUAAAGAAGAAGAAGAGAAGGCAGCAGAGGGAAAGGUCAAAACAAAGGUGAAAAAAACUAAAGAAGAAUCUCACAAUGAACUGAAAACUGGAGAAGCAAAAGUCAAAGACAGUAGCGAAACAGAGAUUACAAUUAAUGAGUCAGAUAUAAAAGAAGAUGAUCAAGACAUUUCUAAGAGGACUGCUGGUAGUUCUGAGGUGAAAGAUGAUAAAAGUAUAUCAUUUGCCAAGAAGGAAAGAGGAGGUGACAUAGAAGAAAAAGCUGUCAGAAAGAAGAUAGCGGAAGUGAAAGUUGAACCAUCUGAAAACAAGGAAAAUGAAAAUAAGAGAAGUAGCAGAAGACAAGAAAGAAAGACUGUGGAUAACUCAGAGAAAAAUGCUGAAAAAGGUGAACAAUUGGAAACAUCUAUGGAAAAUAAUUCCACACACAACAUGCAAAAAACUGAUAAAAGAGAAAAUGUGCUAAGUGAAGGAGAUACAAAGUCUGAUAAAGAGGACAAAAGUGUUGAGAAAUCUGUUAAAAAAGAGGUCACUGCUCAUGAUUUAACAGACGAGGAAGCUGUCGAGGAUUCUAAACAGGAUCCUGGGAAGAAAGACUUAAAAGAAAGCAAAGAAGAUAAAGAGUCAGAUGCUGAGAUGGACUCAGAUAACAAUGAGGAGGUUAACGAUGACUCAGAUUAUGAUCCAGAGUAUGAUCCAGAUCGUUUGUGGUGUAUCUGUAGAAAACCACAUGGUAACAGGUUCAUGAUUUGUUGUGACCGCUGUGAAGAGUGGUUUCAUGGGAUGUGUGUUGGCAUAACAAUGGCUCAGGGAAGACAAAUGGAGAAGAACAGCCAAGACUAUGUCUGCCCUAAAUGCAAAGCAAAAAUAGAAGAAGAGGGCAGCAAGGAAGCCAAAGCAACAUCAGGAAGACCUGAGGAAGAGAGCAGAGAGGUCACUAAUACAGAAAACACAGGAGAAUGUCGUCCUCGCAGAGAGCGCUCGCUUAAGAUGAAAAUCCCUGGCGAACCAGAGACAAGAAAGCGGCGACAUAUCAGGGUUGAAAUGAAUGAGGAUGACAGUAGCAAAAGAUCUAGAGAUUCUAAAGGAGAAACAAGAGAUGAAAGAAGGAAAAACAUUCCAGAACACAAAGGCUUCAAAAUACCCAAGAAGGUGAGGACAACACCAACUCCAGCAUCAUACAUGCAUCAUCCCACCCAGUCGCACUGUGUGGCCACUGAUUGUUCUAAACUUGCUGAUUAUCAAUCUGUUUACUGCAGUUCAGAGUGUAUGCAAAGACAUGCUGAGGAAUCUUUGAAAAUAAUCAUGGAAGAGAAGAAAAAACGAAUGGGGUGCAAAUCCUCCGUGCCCACAUCCAAGAAUGUCACAUCACCAACAUCAAGUCUGCUAGGGCCAGUCCCUUGGAAUUCUGAAACAGCCCAAGUCUCCUCACAGACAGAAUCUGCACAACUCAAAGAGGGAAUAGCAGUCAUUGAGAGGUCCACUGGGCGGGUGAUUGCAGGUGUGGCAGCACCCUGUCAGGAGGAGUUAGUUGAUUGGCUGCAUGAUCAUCCUACAUUUGAGGUGCUGCGGCCAUCAGUUGGAAAAGAUGAGAAAAAGAAAGACAAAAAAGAAGAUAGCGAGAAAACCGUGAGAGAAAAUAUUAAAAAAUCACUGAGGGAAAUCUUAACAACAAGAUCCAAGGAGCAACAGGAUUUUAACGUAACUGAAGAAGACAUUGACAAGUGUUCACUGGAUGUCGAAAGGGAAAUGUUUUCUUUCUUUGGAGAUACAGGGCAACGCUAUAAGAACAAGUACCGCAGCUUGAUGUUUAACCUCAAGGACCCCAGGAACAAGGUUCUGUUUCGACAUGUUCUGUCAGGGGAGAUAACCGUAGAUCGUCUCGUGCGGAUGACACCUGAACAGCUGGCAUCACCAGAGCUGGCUACCUGGCGGGAACAGGAAACAAAACAUACCCUGGAAAUGAUUAGAAUGAGUCAAGAGGAGAUAAAUGCAACCAAAGCACAUACCAAGAAAACACACAAGGGAGAGGUUGAAAUAGACGAUGAUGACUUGAGUACGCUUGAGAAUUCAGUCAAAGCAACUACAGAGCUUAAAGAAGAGAAAGGUCUUCCUGAUAGCAACACAGGAUCCAGCACCUUGCUUCUCGACACCACAGAUGAACAUCGGAUUCACCUCUUUGAUCUCAACUGCCGCAUCUGCACUGGAAAAAUGGCACCCCCAGGGGAACCUCCUAGGAGAGAAACACCUGCGCCACUUGUAUCAACCACGUCAAUAGUUCAAGCUGUUGCUGAGAGUUCAAUUCCUUCUCCUACACCCAUGGACAUUGUCACUUCCGCCAGCUCACCAGACUCGGCCGUGCAGCCUCCCGAGUCACCCUCUAUGCUGGCCAAGACAGCUAAGAAAGUCCCAGCCGUGUGGAAAGGGUUUGUGAUGAUGCAGAGUAUAGCUAAGUUCGGUACGAGUGCUUAUCGUGUGUCCGGACCAUGUGACGAUCUGCUGCAGUUGUUGCCCGAUACAUUGCAUGUUCAGGGUCGCAUUGCGCAUGAGCAGGUUUGGGACUAUCUACAACAACUGAAGAGCUCUACAUCAAGGGAGGUGUGUGUGAUCAGGUACGAGGCUUCCUCUGAUGACGAGAAGUUGAGCUACGUGUCGCUGUAUUCGUACUUUUACAGUAGAAAGCGAUGUGGAGUAGUCAGUAACUGUUACACGGGAGUCAAAGAUAUGUAUCUGGUACCUCUAGCCUCACAUCAACGCAUACCGCCGGAACUACUACCGUUUGAUGGACCUGGGUUGAAUGAUCCCCGUCCUCACAUGCUCCUCGGAGUUAUUGUCCGAUCUAAGGUGAUGUUCAAACGCCCGCGUGCACUUAGUCAGCGCUCACUGUCCCCUCCUCCAAAGCGCCGAACCAGUUCAGCGAGUGUGGAGAACAGCAGCAGUGAUGGAGGUGCUGUGGAAAGUCCUGCCAGGAAACGAGACGUGCUUAGUGAACUUCAUGACUCGCCUCCAGCGGACAUUGAAGACAUUGUGUUCCAGUACAACACCACUCAAGCUAAGAUCAGCAGUAAGGAAACCAAGGAUUUGUCCGCCAAAGCUUCUCCUGUUUCUGAGACAUCCACACCUUCAGUUGCUUCCUCCUCUGGAGCGGCGAGCUCUCCUGUUUCUACGAGUAAUUCAUCUGUUCCUUCCCUUGAGGCACAGAAACAGCAGUUACUGGAUCUACAAGAGCGCGCACGGCAGUAUAUCUUGGCACAGACACAGCGAAAAGAAGUUGCAGUUGUUGACCAUUCAACUUCGGCUAAUAGCGAGGAUAAACCGAAGAUUCAAUUUCCUGUUGCAAAUGAUCCAGAAAAUGAGAAGACUGAAACAGUAGACGACGAUGCACCGUAUGAUCCCGAAGAAGAUUUAGUUCUUGACCUUAAUUCCACUGAGCUCAACCCAGCCAAACCUGCAGUAUCUGUACCAUCAGAGGAGCCAACCAAACCCUCCAGUCUGCAAAUGUUGGUCUCCACUCUUCAGAGAAUUCAAGGUGCUGCCAGUAAAAGUUUAAGUCCCCACUUGACAGCACUAACUUCAAUCCUACCCUUAGGGGCUACCACCGGAUCAAAAGGAGAAGGCAAUCACGGAAACGAGACCACUGCCGUAGCCACAGCAGGUACCGUUAACCCGUCGCUCAUCUCAGCUGGGUCGAGAAGUCCGUCCGCUGCAUCAGGUAGCAGCAUACUACAGCCCAUUGUGCCUCUCAACAGUGAAAAUAUGAGAAAUCCUUCGGCCCCAGCGGGGUACAGGCCACAGCUUUCUGGGCUAAUUGACCAAACAAACACGCCUACUGGAGCAAAUGGGCCACAAGCUUCAGAUAUGGCUGACCGUCAACCAAUGUCUACCGGUGGAGGAUUACAGCAGCCCUCAAGUAUGAGCGAUCGACAAUCCUCAAUUAUAGCCGAUCAACGUUCAGCGGCUGUCAUAUCAAAUGGGCGUAUUCCAGAGCGUGAUGGCUCUACCACUGACGGUUCACAUUCUACUUUUUCCAGUUCUCAUGGCCAUCAGUUUCCUGAACCCUCUGUCCUGAAUUUCCAGCCUGCAUCGUCUGCUCAGAGACAUCAGCCGCCUGCUCAGGGCCAUGGUUCACACAUAACUGAACCUCCACACAUUAAUCGUCACGUGAACGACGUCACGCAGCAGUACAGCGGUCUUCGACCAGAAGAGCGUGCGCGGCUGGCGGCGCGCGAAUCCCGCUUAGAAUCGCGGGAGAAUAGGCGAUUAUCAAGCGAACACAGAGGUGAAUCUCAGGAACAAAGACGAUUGAGCGAAAGAGAGAGGGAUAGUUGGUACAAUAACCCGCGCUACUCACGGGAUUCCAGGUCUACCGGUUCAUUUGAUUCGCGUAACCCUCGGGAUUCGCGAAACGACUGGCGGAAUCAGCACAGGUCCGGACGGCAUUGGCACGAGGAUGAACAUCGGCGAGACAGACACGCCCAACCGAUAGACGAACGACCGAGAUACCAAGAACGUAGAGACGAAAGACGGUUCCGGGAGAAUUGGGGUCGGGAGAGAUGGAGGCGGUGAUCGUACGAAAUUGUUAGAAACAGUUGUACCCAAAGUUCGUUAAAGUUCAAUUGCACUUAAAUGAAUUUGUAUCGUGAAUAUUCCGAGAGCUCUCUGCUGGGAUGCCGUUUGAAGUUUUUUCAAUAUGGCUCAGACGCGUUGUGUUAAUUAGAGACUUUUAGUUCCGGUGGGUUAUAACUUCUGUACAAAGCAGGUAGAUGUUUUUAAAGAUAUAUGAUGCUGUGGAGUUUUAUCAAAGCGGUUGCUGUGUUGUUUCUCUAACAUCUAAUAAAAUGUGUUCGUCAUUCUUUUAAGUA
Molecule: messenger RNA, 6302 nt
Organism: Pocillopora damicornis (cauliflower coral)
Lineage: Eukaryota; Metazoa; Cnidaria; Anthozoa; Scleractinia; Pocilloporidae
Biological process (GO): DNA-templated transcription
Cellular component (GO): nucleus
Molecular function (GO): protein binding
Source: RefSeq, a predicted model, not a curated record